GUCGGUCUCCUCACUCAGCCACGUGCUAUCUCAGCUCGCGCUACAGCCGUAAAUCCAGGUGUGCUCGCAUGCAUGGGUGCGCGCGCGCGAGAGAGAGAGUCAGUGCGCUGAGCGCGCGGGGUCAGUGUCCUAUCAGGUGUCUAAACCUGAAAGAAGACAGGAAGACGAGAGAGAGAGCAGCUCGCGCCACGAACGAAGCUGAAACACGCCGUCCGCGCGCUGGACGAACAUGAGUCUCAGGUGUAAUCACACACCUGUACACACUGACAUCACACCCGCCGCACACCAUGAUGCGCUUCCUCCUGCUGUUUAAUCGGCAGGGCAGACUUCGGCUGCAGAAGUGGUUCAUUCCUCUCAGCAAUCGAGAGAAAAAUAAGAUCGUUAGUGAAAUGACCCUCACUGUGCUCGCCAGACCCCCCAAAGCCUGCAGCUUCCUACAGUGGAGAGACCUGAAGAUCGUCUACAGAAGAUAUGCCAGUCUGUUUUUCUGCUGCGGUUUGGAGGAUCAGGACAAUGAACUGCUGACGCUGGAGCUCCUCCAGAGAUACGUUGAGCUGCUGGACCAAUACUUUGGUAAUGUGUGUGAGCUGGAUAUCAUUUUUAAUUUUGAUAAGGCUUAUUUUAUCCUGGAUGAGUUUAUAAUGGGUGGAGAGAUUCAGGAAACAUCCAGACUGUGUUUGGCUAGACAUAUGGAGGAGGCAGAUGCAUUCCAGGAGACAGUGGAUGAGUAUGAAAAAAACCCCACUUACUGAAGAUCCACGUUAUCAUAAAAUAUCACACCCCAGUGAAGCUGUUUGGAUGGGAGAUAUGAGGACUCAGCACCCUGACUGCAGGAGACAGCGCUCCAAACCAUGGAACUUUACUCAGGAUGCUGUAUUAACGCUGUGGAUGAACACGACAACGUACCACUUUUGAUGUUUCCAGAUGUUCCUAUUACAGUUUUUUUUUCUAAUUAAUAAAACAUAAUUUUGUAAA
Molecule: messenger RNA, 975 nt
Organism: Astyanax mexicanus (Mexican tetra)
Lineage: Eukaryota; Metazoa; Chordata; Actinopteri; Characiformes; Acestrorhamphidae
Gene: ap1s3a
Product: adaptor related protein complex 1 subunit sigma 3a
Exons: 5
Coding region: 288-752 (154 amino acids)
Biological process (GO): protein transport; vesicle-mediated transport
Cellular component (GO): intracellular membrane-bounded organelle; AP-1 adaptor complex
Molecular function (GO): clathrin-cargo adaptor activity
Source: RefSeq, a predicted model, not a curated record